GCUAGAAUCACAACUUUAAAGGAUGCUAUUUCUUAUGACAGACAUCUUGAUAUACUAAAAACUAAAAUCUUCGGUAUUUGCAAUGAUGGAACACAAGAUGGGAUCCAGCAUGUCACCUAAUAUCCGCAAUUUUUAAUUAGCCAAGAGGUAGGCUGAAGCCAACUCAAUGAUGGCGUCACUGAAAGUGGAGGCCUGAUGUCAGUUUGUAACAAGUACCAUCACAUGUUUAUUACAAGUCGCGACAGAUGAUGAGGCUUACGAUGACUGGCGGCAUCCAGCUGCCGCAGCCAGUUUUAGACCAGUGCUACCAUUGCUUUCUGAGUAAGUUGUAUGGCUUCACGAUCGUAGACUGUUCUGAAAUGUAUCUGAACCACUCCUCGCGAGAAAAAAUGAUCCACAAUUUGCUCGUUCUACUUCUAUAUUUAGUUCAAGGUUCGAACUCAUAGGCUUGCAUGUUCUCUAUCCCAGCACGUUGUUCAGUGCCUGCUGCCUCUGGAAUCAUCUGGUGGAGAAAUAUAUUACCGUAUUA
This is a messenger RNA of Plasmopara halstedii, 529 nucleotides long. RefSeq lists its product as uncharacterized. The coding region runs from base 246 to 446 and encodes 66 amino acids. The transcript has a single exon. Lineage: Eukaryota; Oomycota; Peronosporomycetes; Peronosporales; Peronosporaceae. The record is from RefSeq and is a predicted model, not a curated record.